This is a messenger RNA of Neocloeon triangulifer, 1782 nucleotides long. RefSeq lists its product as uncharacterized. The transcript has 10 exons. Lineage: Eukaryota; Metazoa; Arthropoda; Insecta; Ephemeroptera; Baetidae. The record is from RefSeq and is a predicted model, not a curated record. The coding region runs from base 1 to 603 and encodes 200 amino acids.
AUGAGCACCGACGACACGCUUUCCUCGCCGCACUCCACCAACGUUUUCAGACGAACGAACAUCGCCAGUCCAGCCUCACUCAAGCCCGGCCAAUUUUUGAUCGCACCCGCGUGCCCAGAAGCUAUGCCUAAAACGCGAAAGCAGCAACCUGAUGACUCUUCUUCAGAAGAAGAAGAGCCUGACCAGGCCAAGAAGCUCGAGGCCAAGGUGGCAAAACUGGUCGCGCAAAUGCAGGAGUUAAAGGCUGGAAAGAAACCCAGUAAGGGGAAAGCCGAUUCUGCCGGUGCGGCGCAGAAAGACAAGGCCAAAAAAGGCGUUGUCCAACUGAGUUCAGACGAAGAUGAGACAAAGGCUUCGUCUCGCAGGGAGAGGAAUGCUCCGAUAGAGGAUAAACUCUACUACAUCACCGAAGGAGAAACUCUCGAGUACCUCCAGAGGGUACUCUCCCGUUUUGAUCUACAAACAGGAUUCACCUUGGAAGAAGUGCAGCAGGAAAUGCUCCUGAAAUUGGAAAAAUGGUUCCAACUAGACAAAGUGGCCGGAGCAAAGAAGGCCAGCGACCAAGUCAAGGCGCCGCCGGCCAAAAGCACAGGCAAAAAAUAAUGCCGCCUCUGAAGGGUCCUAGCUUCUAUUAUAUAUUUGGGCAAAUAAUUAAUAUUCCUGCACGCCUAAUAAACUCUAUAAGACAAUUAAAAUAAAUAUAAUUUUGUUUGCUAUGAUUGCUGAGCAUACUUUCUUUUUAUUAUCCAUGAAAAAUGUUUGUUUUGUCCGCGCCCUCUGGUCCUGCGACUUAUAUGGACGAUAAUAUUUCUAUUGGUGCACAUUAAAAUUUAAUACACGCCGGCAAACUCAUUUCAACCCGUCCCAAACCGUUUCAAGUUCUUAAAAAAUAUAUAUUAUGCUGCAAAGUCAAUAAUUUAUUCCAGCACCGAGGGCCAACAAAAUGUUAUAUGUGUACUUAAUUACUGUGUCCUCACCUUUCUCACUCAAACAAACAAACGUCUGAGCAUGUGGAAUGGAUGGAGACGUCUCCGAUGCCCGCCCUGCAGGUCUACUCGUGCAGUCUCGGACGGCUUGUCGAUGCGGACAUCGGCGCCGGGUCUCGCACCUCCUCCGGACACUCUCUCUCGAUGGACGAGGUCUUGCACGACGGCCGGCCUGAGGCGAUUCCGCGGACAAACGCGUUUUCGCGGUGGCGGCGCCGCGUCUUAUUUUCGUUCAUUUGUUGCAGAAUUUCAGCUCGGGACGGCGCGGUCGGCACUUCUUGUCUUGUUUGCGCGUGCCACGAGCAAGGUGCACGGAAAAUUCCUUUAGAGAUGCACCUGAAUUGGCCACGGGGAAGGUGACCUCAGUCCCAAUAAGACCUCAGUCCUGACGACAACAAACCAAAACAAACAAUAAAGCGACUGCGGCGUUGCCAAACCUCGGCCCAAGGACGUGCGGCGUCAAGUCUCCUUGGCAAUGGCCGAGCCACGCCCCCUUUUCACUUUUGCUCAUUGUUUUAAUAAUUUUUUUCGUUUAGAUUUUCUUCAUUUUUGUGUGCAAGUAUCGCUCGUGCUGGACGACAAUAUGUGCAAGUGGACGCUGUCCAUCCGGCCAGAGCAUAAUGAGGGACUUUUCAAACACAAAACUGCCAAAAAUGACCUUCUUUGUCUCGCAAUCUCUUCAUUUGGGAAAGCCAAUCGGCUCGCACCUCUCUGUCUCAAUCUUACAAGGCAUUCUACUGGCUUCCCCAUUUGCCCAGAGCCUGAUCAAAGUAUUGCCUUGAGAGGAAUAAAUGAC